AUGGCUAAAUGUGGUGGAUGUGGACAGUUCAUUGCGGCGUCAGCUGGCAUCCGGUGCAGCAAGUGCACGGGCUGCUAUCACCGAGCCUGUGUGGGUGUACCAGCCGCGGCCACCCCCGCGCCUGGUUGGCUGUGUCCCGGCUGCAAGGCGAAAUUGCCUAAGACCGACAAUUCCGCAACCCCAGUGAAGAGUGCAGCAGCUGACUUCACGGAGACAAAUAGUCCGCCCACCGACACCACUGCGAGUCUGGAUCUGGCACGAGAGAUACGGUCUUUCAGGGAGGAGUUGAGUACGCUCCGAGCAGAGAUACGCGAUAUGCGGCAGGAGACUGCUGACUUCAGGGCUGCCAUUGGGGGCUGCAACGAGCGCAUGGACGAAGUGGAGCACAGGGUGACCAACCUCGAGCAGCGCUUUGAGGCUAGGGACCCGUCACCCUACGACCACCUAGAGGAGACGAUAGCUGACCUGAAACUCCAGUUAAACGAGCGCGACCAGGACCUGCUGCUCAACGAUGUUAUCGUGUCAGGCAUUCCUGAAUCGAAGGCCGAGAACCCGGCACAUUUAAUAAAAACAGUGUCUCUGAAGCUGGGGAUUGCUCUCGACGAUAGGGAUAUCGUGAACGUCGAGCGUCUUGGCAUGGUGCGGCGCAACUUUGUCACGACUGCAUCCCAAGGUGACAUAACGGAGCGACCGCGACCACGCGUCAUUGCCGUGCGCCUGUCUCGCCGUGCGGUCCGGGAGCAACUGAUUCGCGCGGCGCGUGUGCGCCGCGGGCUCACCACUGCAGACCUCGAUCUGCCCGGCCAGCCGCGGGGGGUCUACGUUAACGAGAAUCUGACUCGCUCUAAUGCAAGGCUCUUUCGUACCACUCGUGAGGCUGCGCAGCGUCAAAAAUUCAAGUAUGUGUGGACUAAAGAGGGACGCAUAUACGUGCGGAAGGAGGACGGCGUAUCCGCUCUUCGCGUUCGAUCGGAAGCCGAUAUUAGAAAAAUAUUUUUUGGAGACGGCCCGGUUUGA
Molecule: messenger RNA, 1017 nt
Organism: Spodoptera littoralis (African cotton leafworm)
Lineage: Eukaryota; Metazoa; Arthropoda; Insecta; Lepidoptera; Noctuidae
Source: the annotation of a GenBank genome assembly